This is a messenger RNA of Pleuronectes platessa (European plaice), 525 nucleotides long. RefSeq names its product gap junction beta-3 protein-like. Lineage: Eukaryota; Metazoa; Chordata; Actinopteri; Pleuronectiformes; Pleuronectidae. The record is from RefSeq and is a predicted model, not a curated record. Gene Ontology annotation, biological process: cell communication. Gene Ontology annotation, cellular component: connexin complex.
AAACUCCUGGUCUACGUGGUGGCCGCUGAGCGUGUCUGGGCCGACGACCAGGGACACUUUGACUGCAACACCCGCCAGCCGGGUUCCAACAUCUGCUAUGACUACUUCUUCCCCAUCUCUCACAUCCGCCUGUGGGCCCUCCAGCUCAUCUUUGUCACCUGCCCCUCAUUCAUGGUGGUGCUGCACGUGGCCUAUCGAGAAGAGCGGGAGCGUAAGUACCAGGCCAAGCACGGGGAGCACACGCGGCUGUACGACAACACGGGCCAAAAGCACGGCGGCCUCUGGUGGACCUAUCUGAUAAGCCUGUUUAUCAAAACCACCUUUGAGGUCUUGUUCCUGUACGUGCUCCACUACAUCUACGACAGCUUCAAGCUGCCCAGGAAGGUCCAGUGUGAUGUCAGUCCCUGUCCGAAUCUGGUUGACUGCUACAUCUACCGGCCCACAGAGAAGACCGUUUUCACCUACUUCAUGGCGCCAAUUAUCCACCUGGUGGCGCUAAAGGCCUACUACAUAAUCAUAUUCUGA